Molecule: messenger RNA, 2098 nt
Organism: Leptopilina heterotoma
Lineage: Eukaryota; Metazoa; Arthropoda; Insecta; Hymenoptera; Figitidae
Product: UPF0764 protein C16orf89 homolog
Exons: 7
Coding region: 818-1915 (365 amino acids)
Cellular component (GO): cytosol; membrane
Source: RefSeq, a predicted model, not a curated record
AAAAAGUUGCAUUAGCAAUAUUCUUUUAAUAUAAAAUAAUGAAUUUAUCACUAUAGGUCAUUUUUAAUUAUUAUAAAAAAAGGAGAAGUCGAACGGUAAAUGGUCCGGAAUUUUUCAUUUUUGGUCCGUAAAGUCCGUAUUUUUAAAUAUUUUCACUGGCUCAAGCCCUGAGUAUAAGUUUUCUCAAAAAAGAAUGUACUUUUUGUUAAUAAUUGUUCAUGGUAAUAAAUAAACAGCAGUUAUUGACAUGCAAAUACUACAUAUUUGUAAAUUCUUUCAACUGUUGACAUCAUAUACUAUCGUAUGACGUUACAAGUGAUAAAAGCAGUCUAUGCAAUUAAAAAAAUGUUGCAAUAUUACAUAAAUUUAUUUAAACAAAGCACCUACAUAUAUCCAUUUUGUUGACAGUAGGUUUUAAUAAAAUACAAAGCUAUUAAUAAUAAUUCUUGAAUUUUAUUCCAAAAACUGAUUUUUCAGUUAUACUGAUUGUAUAAAAUAUAACUAUUAUUGACUCGUUUGUGACCAACUAAAAUUACGAAUUUUAUUGUGAUAUCAAGAAAGUGAAAGAAGUAAGUUUUAAAUUUAGAUAAAAUUGAUAGUAAUUUGUCUAAAUCAGCAUUCAGCAAGAAAGCUCCACAAUGUUUUCCAUUAAGUUUAUAAGAUGAAUGGGAACUUGUCCCUUGAGAAUAAUUCCCACAAUUUUUCCACAUUGUUCAAACGAAGAAAAAUGCAGUACAGGCAAAGAGUAACUAAUUUAAUUUAUUUUCUCCAGACCACAAUUUAAGAAUAGAGGGAAAUAUAAAAGUGUGUAAGAAUCAUGUUGUUUUCUUCAGUCGGAACUCGAUCGUCACCAAAGAAAGCCAUGAACUUUCAACUGACUAGAAUUCUUACUUUUUGCGCCAUGUGUAUAAAUGUUUCAUUGUCAAAUAAAAUUCAAACUAUUCAUUCUCAAGAGUUGGAUAAAUUACUGAAGGCACUAAAGAAAGUUGUUGACUUCAUGGCUGCCAGACCUGAGGAACUGAAUCUAGAUGCUGCUUAUGGAUUAACUUUAGGCGAAGCUCAUCUGAUGAGUGCAUCAUCUCAUCAUAAUAUGCGUCUAUUAACUUUGGAACAAGAGGAAAAUUUAAAAAGUCUUUUGAAUGAGUGCAGCAAAACUAGAACUAAAAUAAAGAGACUCAUUUCUGCUAAGAGCGGAAGUGACUCCUACUAUAUGGAGAGUUUACCAGCGAACCACGUUUUGAUGGAACCAAAGUAUUGGUCACAUCCAGUUAAUUGGAAAAGUGAUAAUUUUAAAUCGACUGCACCAAAAAAUUUGCAUAAAAAUGACUUUAUAAUCCAAAAAUUAAUUUGGCAUGGGAAACCUGAUGAAAAUGAAAGUGACAAGUGCAUUAUAGGAAUAUUGAAGGAAUUUCAGAAUAACACCUGUGAAAUAGCGGACGAUUGUGAAGCGAUGCUUCUGGAAGACGAUGAUCCACAAGGUUACUCCACAACCCACCGACUUCUUCUUCUUAUGAUAGCAAAGGCCUUUAACUGCAAGGAAUUAAAAACUGUUUCAUCCGAUGAACUCGUACCAAAAUAUUGUUCUUCAAUUUUACAAAAUCUAAAAAGUCUAGAUGCACUUGGAUUUCCGUCUACUAGUUUGGAUUUAGCUAUGGAAGAAGUCCUUCUCUGUGGAACACAAGGUUAUUUAGAGUUUCUUCACAACCAAUGGCUGAAUAACAUCUUAAGCUGGCAGAAACCAAGUGGUUGUUAUGAUGCAUUUUCAAAAAAAUACAAACAUAAAUCACGAAAACGAAGAUAUUCGAACAAAAUUGAUUUUGGAUGCGAAGAUCAUACAACUGGACUUGGUGUUGGUUCUAUUGCCUUAUUCAUUAGGCAUUACAUAGAAAACAAUAUUGAUAAAGUACCUAACUAAUUAUCAAUAAACAAAUUAUCAUUUUUGUCGUAUCAAAUUUCUUCUUAUUUGCACGACGGUACACGGAGAAAAAGGAAUAGUUGACACAUCCAGAUACAUGGAUAUCACAGCCAUAUUAUAUUGAAAAAUACGGGAUAUCCAUAGUUAAGGUUGCUGCAUCCAUAUUCUAUGGCUGGCUGUAUA